CUGACGGAGCAGGCAUAAAAAGAAAUUCAGAUUUGAGGAGUCCUCUUAGAAUUGUUAUUUCCCACGUAAUUAAGAACCUAGUGUGUUUUUUCGACCCAUCGGACGAUCGCAAGGGUUCCCGAUCACCAGUUCCUUGUGUAUGGGGUCUGACCUGUUUGGAAUGCUGUGGAAAUCAUUUGAUUAAAAAUCUGGAAAUUCGAAAAAAUUCACUUGAAUUGCUGGCUGGACUGAACUGGGGAGCCGCCAUGGCUGGUGCUUUCGGAUCAUUGAGUCCCCACCUCAGUAUAUGAAGAAUUGUGGUGCUGUUUGAAUGAACAGGAUUUAAAUUUAAUCAAGCACAUUAGAUUUUACUUUUAGUGUUCUAAAUUAUAAGGCUGAAAUAUUGUGAAUCAGUAGGUUAUACGACACCGGUAAAGUUUUUUUUUUUUUUAUCGAGGAAAUUGGGAAAAGGCCAUUUUCAUGAGACAUUUGGGAAUGCAAGACAUUUUGUUGAAGGUGAAGAAGAAGAACGUAGCUAAUAAUCUGGAAGGAUGAAUUGAGAAGACAGUAGAACAGUAGAAGUAAGCUAGGCUACAGGCUAAGAAAACGGUUCGAGACCAUUUUGGGCGGACGGCGAGGUUUCUGGUUUUGUUAUUUUUAAUUAAUACUGUAAUACUGAGACGGUCCUGUUAUUGUUCUGUAAAGUCAAGUGAAGGACCACGCAAAAAUAACGAAAAACAUCUGCAAGUGAAAGACGGAGAGACGGUCUGGAACUGGAAUAUGUCGGGUCGGCCUAGAACCACCUCAUUUGCAGAGAGCUGCAAGCCAGUGCCGCAGCCUUCAGCAUUUGGUAGCAUGAAAGUCAGCAGAGACAAAGAUGGCAGCAAGGUGACCACAGUGGUGGCCACUCCCGGCCAGGGCCCCGACCGGCCGCAGGAAGUCAGCUACUCCGACACCAAGGUGAUCGGGAAUGGCUCGUUCGGCGUGGUCUACCAGGCCAAGCUCUGCGACUCCGGGGAGCUGGUGGCCAUCAAGAAGGUCCUGCAGGACAAGAGGUUCAAGAACCGUGAGCUGCAGAUCAUGAGGAAGCUGGACCACUGCAACAUCGUGCGCCUGCGCUACUUCUUCUACUCCAGCGGAGACAAGAAGGACGAGGUGUAUCUGAACCUGGUGCUGGACUACGUUCCUGAGACGGUGUACCGGGUGGCCAGGCACUACAGCCGGGCUAAACAGACUCUCCCCAUGGUCUAUGUGAAGCUCUACAUGUACCAGCUGUUCCGCAGCCUGGCCUACAUCCACUCCUUUGGGAUCUGCCAUCGGGACAUCAAGCCUCAGAACCUGCUGCUGGACCCGGAGACGGCUGUCCUCAAGCUCUGUGACUUCGGGAGUGCGAAGCAGCUGGUACGUGGUGAGCCCAACGUGUCCUACAUCUGCUCCCGGUACUACAGAGCCCCGGAGCUCAUCUUCGGAGCCACUGACUACACCUCCAGUAUAGACGUGUGGUCAGCUGGUUGCGUGCUGGCGGAGCUGUUGCUAGGGCAGCCCAUAUUUCCUGGUGACAGCGGAGUGGAUCAGCUGGUCGAGAUCAUCAAGGUUUUGGGGACUCCCACGAGGGAACAGAUCCGCGAGAUGAACCCCAACUACACAGAGUUCAAAUUCCCCCAGAUUAAGGCCCACCCCUGGACUAAGGUGAGUCAACAGGUGUUUCGGCCGCGGACCCCCCCGGAGGCCAUCGCUCUGUGCUCCCGGCUGCUGGAGUACACCCCCACCGCGCGCCUCACGCCCCUGGAGGCCUGCGCCCACUCCUUCUUCCACGAGCUGCGCGACCCCAACAUCAAACUGCCCAACGGCCGCGAGAAGCCCUCCCUCUUCAACUUCUCCACCCAAGAGCUGUCCAGUAACCCCUCGCUGACCUCCAUCCUCAUCCCCGCCCACGCCCGAAACCAGGCCGGGGUCUCCACCCCCGCCAACGCCUCCGCCACUUCAGAUUCCAACAUCGGAGAUUGCGUUCAGACCACCAACACUGCCUCUGCCUCCGCCUCCAACACCUGAACGUCCCGCCCACGCCCAGCCGACCCUCCAACCGCCACCCCCACCUAUCCAGGGCCCCGCCCUCCCUGCUGCUUCUAGCCACACCCAUUUCCUGGGAAAAAACCAGGAAUUAACAGAACUGACUGAUUCCCCUUUCGUCUGCUAUAUGUGAUUUCUUUUUUUUUUGCUCUCAAAUUAAAUGACAGUAAUGGGUAUGCUAUCUGCAUACAAGUAUACGUGCAUACUGAAGUAUACGGUAAUAUGCUGAGAAUAUUUUAUUUUUCCCUUGACAAUCAUUUUAAUAGUUUUAAGCAUGAUUGUAGGGCUUUCCUUCUUCCAUCCAGUACUGCUCUCUCAGUGUAGGAAGUGGUCCGUGGUCCACCCCAUAGCCACUGGUGCCGCUCCCCGGUUCUUGUGCACUGACCCUGGGCCAGUCGACAGGCUGCUCUCCUGGUCCUCCGCUAGUGCAUGGCUUGAGUUUGAUUCGGAGAUCAGAGGAGAGUUCACCACCAGUGUUGUUCAUUGGCUCAUUUAAAAAAAGUGCACAUUUUAAGACUUCAAAGCUUAAGACUUCAAUAAUUAUUUGAGAGGUGUAUGACUGUUUUUGGCGUUGAAAGAACAUCACAUUGUACCAUUCAGUGGUAUACAUAGAUGUUUUUUUUCUAAACUACGUAUUUAAAAGCACCCAGUACAGAGGAAGGGACUCUGUAAAGUCACAUCAACCUUUUUUCCUUUUUUUAUGAAUAGCGAGCAGUUAUUUUAUUAUAUUUUAGGGUGGGGGUGGUGUUUGGGAGACCCGGAGCUAAUAAUUGUGCCAUUUAUCUACAUCUGUGUAUUUAUGUGUGUAUGUAUGUAUAUAUGUGUGUGUAUAUAUACGUGCACACAUGCGUACAGUUUCUAUAUUACUUUGCAUCAUGUAAAAUAUAAAUAUAUAUAUCAAAUGUCAGAAGGUUAAAUAGUGCAGCGGCAAUAUUUGCUGCUGCUUAAAGGCGUCGAGGGUGAGUUCCGGAGUGUUCUCUGGAUCGUCAUCUUUCUAGCGACGAUGUUGUGUUUUUACAUUAAUCCCCGUUUUAUUUUGAAUUUUAAUUUUUUUUAGUCAACUGCAUAGAAUUUAAAUGAAUAUUUUACAUCUGCUUUUAGCCUUCUUAUUUAUGACCUUAAUGUGACUUAGAAGCGGAGCGGGCGGGUGUGUUUGUGUUUGUCGGCAGUCGGUGGGUGUGCUGGACUGGAGGGGUGCUCAGCACUCACUCACUGUGGCCCCUGCAGUCUCUCACCCCCGAGACUGCCCCGUUCCAGUGGUUUUCAUAGCACGUGGACUGGAGAGGGGUGUAAAUAAGAAGGUAUGUGUGUAGUUUUUGUGCGGGGGUUGUUUCCGUGGCCUUGGCCUUGGUCCGCCUGGUUCGAGCCCCUCUUCAGAGGCUCUCCGCUCCCCGGUUUCUGAAGGACGCAAAUCCGGAAAGAUCUUCUCCCGAAACCGGGAGGGAACGCGGAAAGACCCGCGGCCCAGGGGAGGGCCUUCCUCCGGAUUACGGAUCUGUGUCUACGGCCGGGCCUCCUGGAGGAGGAGGCUGACAUCAGAAAAACUCCCAUGCUCGUUUUGGACUGAAAAACCUUUGAAAAUGCAUGAAAGCUGGUGCUGCCCCUGCUGGAUAACGCUCCGCUGGGACAGCCUCUGCGUUGGCAGGGUGUAGCUUCACAGGAACACUGGUGUCUCACGGAACGAUGUGACACCCCAACACCCCUCGGCCCUCUUCACCAAACCCGUCUGUCUGAAAUUGCACUCGUUUUUUGGGUUUUUUUUUUUGCUAGAGUUGCUCCCUGGUUGAUUGUGUACAGUUCUGGAGCUGUGACUAAUGUGUACUGUCGCCAUGUCACUGGCUGUGACUGCAUGAAGCCCCAGUUACACUGAGAAAGCAAACCACCGGAACCAGGUUUAGCUGGUCGCCACACCGGAGAACUGAUGUCCGUUCUGCUCUAGUGAUUCCUCUCCAGUGGUCACGUCUGUGUGUUGAACGGCACUGAUUGGUUUGCCGUAUUUCGCCGUCGGAACGCUGCCAUUUCAUGCCAUCGAUCAAGGUCUCUUACAGUUGCCAUUCUGGUGCGACUAACUUAAUUUGUUGACGUGAGCAGUUUAUGCAUUUUGAUUGCUGCAGUCGCUGUACUGUACUGUACUGUCAUUCGCACAGUGUCUGUCGCAGAAGUUGUUAAUGGAGAGGAAAGCGCUGUCACGAUCUGCCAUGAUUACCGUUACGGUUUCUGUUCAUUUCAACCUUUACUUCAUUGUUUUGACAUUGCGCAGAAGCAUUAGCCUGAAGGACUGUAUUGUGCUUCCUACUGGCAGUGGGAAAUUCUGUUUAAGCCACUAAUGAAGGAAUAUGUCUGUUCAUCACUGUUCACCCCCCCCCCCCCCAUCUCCAAGUCAACUGCAUUGUAGUACACCCACCUGUCUUCAGAACAAUCUGCCGACAUGUCUUACUAUGGAAUGAGAGAAAACACUAAAAAGAAAAAUGUGUAUAUAGUUGCUCCUCACCAAAUUCUGGCUUGUACUUAUUUCUUUUUUUCUUUUUUUUUUGUGUAUGGUAUGUAAAUAUGUGGACCCAAGAACUGUUAAUGAGCAAAAAUGAAAACAAAACCAUGAAAAAAAUAUAUGAAAAAAUCCAGGGCAAAUAUAAUUGUUUAUUCUCAAAUGUAGAUUAGCAUUUUUUUCAGCCGUAUAGUUCAGUCUUGACUGUACAGUAGGUACCAGCUAUAUUAUUGUAACAAUAAGUAGUUAUGUAUAGUGUAUCUAUAGUUUGGAGUGCCUUUGCUGCCAUUUGUUCAAUCUCCCGUCUCCCCACCAAGAGCCAUGAUACAACCCAGUCACAACCCACCUCUUCAAAUGCACCACUUCCACAUUUCACACUAGUUUUUGUCAAAACCUUUCUACACACCACCUUUCUUUUGCACCCAUUUGUGUAGGAAUUUGUAAAAUUAUUGAACUGUCACCCAGGCUGGACUACGUCUAGUGUCUCUUCGUUAGAGAACUGUCAUUAUCAGUACUGGGCUGCAAUGGAACACUCUUUCUCUUGUUCUCUCACUCGCUCUCUCUCUCUCUUCCUUUCUCCUGCUCGCUGUCUGAAGUGUGGAAUGUCACUUAUGUAUGUGGUGUUUUUACUUGAAGUUGAUUCCUGCCCCUUACCAAAGUGAGUGGAGACACGGUGAUCCGGGGGUUGAGUGUGAGGCUAAGUCCGAGCCUUGUGUUCUGCACCAGGGACACACUCUAAUUUAACUUAACUCAAGGGGACAAAUGUCAUAUAGCCCACACCACUCCAUAUAUAUUUGCUUGUAAUAUUUGCAUUCAUAAAUGCAUUCAUGUGAUCAUUUCUCAUGACAAAAACUUUAAGAGUAAAUAUAUAUAAAUAUAUAUAAACAUCGAAAUGUAAUUUAAAAAAUGUUUGUAUACAGACUAUCACAUACACGUGAGGAAACGCUGUCUUGAUUCAAAAGAAAAAUAAUAUAACAAAAACAGCCUGUACAUCAUUACAACUACUUGAAUGCCUUUGUUUGUAACUGACCUUUUUAUUUUAUUUUAAAUAUAAACUUUUUCCUGUGAGAGUAUGCUAAAUGUUCCCACUCCCUGUACAUAUGCCCUCUUUGUUCCUCUGUGUGAGUUGGUUCAAAGAAACAGUUACCUGGCACUGUAAUUUGCAUUAAAUAAAUAGUAGAUUAGCCUGAAAAUAAACAA
Conger conger (European conger) is the source of this 5734-nucleotide messenger RNA. Its product is annotated as glycogen synthase kinase-3 beta. The coding region runs from base 760 to 2031 and encodes 423 amino acids. The record is from RefSeq and is a predicted model, not a curated record. Gene Ontology annotation, molecular function: protein serine/threonine kinase activity; ATP binding; beta-catenin binding. The transcript is spliced from 11 exons. NCBI's taxonomy places the organism in Eukaryota, Metazoa, Chordata, Actinopteri, Anguilliformes, Congridae. Gene Ontology annotation, biological process: insulin receptor signaling pathway; regulation of neuron projection development; extrinsic apoptotic signaling pathway in absence of ligand. Gene Ontology annotation, cellular component: cytosol; axon; cytoplasm.